Phlebotomus argentipes is the source of this 1349-nucleotide messenger RNA. Its product is annotated as tryptase beta-2-like. NCBI's taxonomy places the organism in Eukaryota, Metazoa, Arthropoda, Insecta, Diptera, Psychodidae. The transcript is spliced from 3 exons. Gene Ontology annotation, biological process: proteolysis. Gene Ontology annotation, molecular function: serine-type endopeptidase activity. The coding region runs from base 249 to 1265 and encodes 338 amino acids. The record is from RefSeq and is a predicted model, not a curated record.
UUGACUUUAUCGGAAUAUUUAAUAAACAUCGCACUGACCCACAUUUCUCUCUCUCUUUGCAUUCUGCCUCUUGAUAAUUCCGGCAGCGCAUAGAAGCUCGCACCGAAAACCGCACAAGUUCAAGACACUAUGCGCAGAAAAGAGCGCCAAGGACGCACUGCAGUGACGAAACGUUGUGGGAUUUAAGUUGUUCGCGCGUGAUUGAAGAGAGAUCAGUCGCUGCCUGACGCUAGAGUCGUUCACACAUCAUGAUCACACCGUGGUUCAUUCUCCUGGCCAUCGCCACUCAGACAUCUCUUGCUGUCGCCCAAGCUUCCGGCGACUUCUGGUGGCUCAAUUCACAAUUGAUCAGCGCCGCCGAGGAGAGACGCGCAGGAAAGCGCAUCGGUGACCAUGUGAGGAUUCAGGAUGUGACCGAAAACGUCGCCGGAGACUGUUCUUGCGUCCCCAAGUGCCAGUGCGACGAUCCACCACGCGAUAUCGUGUUCAGUGAUGAGAAAAAGGAGAUUUGCGCGCGCUCUUCCGAUAUAUGCUGCCAUAUCAUGAGGCUGCCCAUUCCCGCCAAUUGCUCAGCCAGCAUCACCUUCACGGAGAACACGCUCGAAGGACGAGGACCUUUCACCAUCAAGGACUUCCCUUGGCUUCUGGGGCUCUCAAUGGACAAGUUUCCCAACACUUGUGGAGCAGCUCUUCUGACUUCAACAGCAGCAGUUACUGCUGCUCAUUGUGUUUCUGAAAGUAAACACCCCAGCGCUUAUUCGGUCAGAACUAUCGAGGGACAAGAGCGAAUGCUGAGUGAAGUCAUCAAGCACACUGGAUACUAUUCCGGAGGAAGAUUCAACGAUUUAGCGCUGAUAAAGUGGGUGAGACCUCUGCCAGAGCCUCAGGGAUCCAAGGUGAUUAAACUGGCUGAUGGACAGGACUUCACCGAUGAGGAUGCCUCGUGUUUCGCCAUUGAGCUGGAGAACGAUAAGCCAGUGCCACUCAAUGUGAUGCCUCCUUUCCUGUGUGAGGCGAUACUGAGGGAAGGACACAUGGGCAAGAGAUUCCAACUCCACGCGAGUUUUCUCUGUGCCGUUCCUGAUCUCCCGGGCACGUGCAAGGCUCAAGGAGGAAAUCUUCUAGUGUGCAAUCAACAAGGAAGUAUUCCUGUGCUGGCGGGCGUCGCCUCGUGGGGCUUCAAGUGCAACGAACCCCGAAUAUUCACAAAUGUAUCUGUAUUUUCCGAUUGGAUUCAUGACAAUUUAGUAAAAUAUUAUUUCUGAAAUAAACCACAUGUGAUUUUUGCACAUGCUGUGAGUUUUCCCCCGCUUUUGCACCUGUCAGCCGAGACGUCAAAAUACCCCCAC